UGAAAAGUAUUCUCUCGUCCAACUACGAAAACAUGAAACUGUGUGUGUUUGUCCUCUGUCUCUCUUUCAGUGGCUUUUGUGCAUUUUCACAAUAUUGCCAUGAAGCUAAUUACAUAGUGGGAUGUUUUUUCAAUGGCACCACACAGAUUAGUCUUGACCUUGAUGGAGACUUGUGUCUUUAUGCAGACUUUGAGAACGAUGAUGUUGCAUUGACGUUGCCACCUUUUUUUUAUGUUAACACAAGCCAAUUUCCACAUCUUUAUCGAAAUGCAUUGAGAGCAAAAAAGGCAUGUUUGGGGGCUCAGUCAUUUAUUAAGCUGCUUAAACUGCCAGAAGUUACAGCACCAGAAGUAAAAGAUCCCCCUGAAAGCAUCCUCUAUCCGGCUGAAGAAGUCCUGUUGGAAGUGGAAAACAGUCUUGUUUGUUUUGUGAAUCAUUUUUAUCCUCCUGUCAUCACCGUGACAUGGACCAAAAACAAUCGUCUCGUGUCAGAAGGGGUGUCCACCAGCACUUAUAUCUCCAACGAUGACCAGACCUUCCACUGCUUUUCCACUCUCACAUUCACACCAGAGGACGGAGACGUGUACAGCUGCACAGUGGAGCACCCUGCCUUAGAGGAGCCCAAAACACAGUUAUGGAAUGUGGAUCUGAAGAGACACCAAGACCUGGCAUUUGAUUUGUACUGUGGAGUGGGCCUGACUGUAGCCUUACUGGGAGUCGCAAUCGGAACAUUUUUAAUUAUCAAAGGACGUUAUGGGCACUGAACGACUGGAUGUAUAGACCGGUGAUACUGAGAAAGUGGUUUUGUUCUUUGUCCACUUUGGUUAUGGGUAUAUAUACAGUCUAUGGGUUAUACUCAUUAGGGAUGCACCAAUACAAUACUAGUAUCGGAUAUCAGUGCCGAUAUUGAAAAUUUUGGUAGAUCAGAUGUCAGCUUCCAAGACAUCGGUUCAGCUGCUAUCACAUUUUGGUCUAAAAAUGUACUGGCCAAUAUUGGUCCAAAACAUGUCAUGAUAUUAAAGUUGUCUUUUACAAAGCUGCUCUGUAGUCACAAAACACAUUUGGAUUUUUUUUACAUUAUGCUGCUUGUGUUUCAAGGAAAUUAAUAAUAUUUUCAGUCUCUGCCCAAGUAUCUGUUGAUAUCAGGUAUUGACAGAUAAGCCAAAGUAUCGACAUUGGUAUCGGAACAGAAAAAAUUGGCUCGAUGCAUCCCUAAUACCAUAACAAAAACCAAAAGUAUUAGGUUCACACAUGCAGGUGUUUUGACUUUCAUGGUUUGUCAUUUCCUCUCAAACUCUUAUUCACUGCCUCCUCCACAGUCUGAUAGCCGCUGUGUUGUCUUCUUGUCUUCUGUGUUGUGGUUAUAGAAAGUUACUUUUUCCAUUGACAGCCAACUUAGGUUAGUCAAACUAAGAAAGUAAUUAUAAAAAUUGUAAAUUGUAUUUACAAUAUUAAAAAAAAAAAAUGAUUGUGACUGCAUUCAUUGUGUUUAAUGCAUUUUAGCACUUUAAUUUUUCACGAGAUUCUAGAUUAAAUAAUGUGUUUGAAUUAACACAGAUAAAGUAUAUUUCAUC
Molecule: messenger RNA, 1574 nt
Organism: Periophthalmus magnuspinnatus
Lineage: Eukaryota; Metazoa; Chordata; Actinopteri; Gobiiformes; Gobiidae
Product: H-2 class II histocompatibility antigen, A-U alpha chain-like
Exons: 4
Coding region: 33-764 (243 amino acids)
Biological process (GO): antigen processing and presentation of exogenous peptide antigen via MHC class II; immunoglobulin production involved in immunoglobulin-mediated immune response; positive regulation of T cell activation
Cellular component (GO): MHC class II protein complex
Molecular function (GO): MHC class II protein complex binding
Source: RefSeq, a predicted model, not a curated record